Molecule: messenger RNA, 1060 nt
Organism: Diospyros lotus (date-plum)
Lineage: Eukaryota; Viridiplantae; Streptophyta; Magnoliopsida; Ericales; Ebenaceae
Exons: 9
Coding region: 145-759 (204 amino acids)
Source: RefSeq, a predicted model, not a curated record
AAACUGCAGAUGUGUAGUUGAAACGAUUCCUUGGAGUUUUUGAUUGGAAGUUCAAAGCAGAUUUCCCAAAUUUCUAUUUCGUUUGUUUGCUGUAACUGCGAUUGAUCACGAUUGAGAGAGAGAUACAGACGGACGGACUGACAGAUGGCUUGCUUACACGAUCAUAGCUGCGAAGAUCACGAUUGUUCCUCCGAUUUCUCUCUCUACAAGCACAUAGACCUCUCCAAGGUUUCUGCUUUAAAUGAGGCUGUUCCAGGAAGCGUCAAGUCAGUUUUUAAAGCUUGGGAACAGCGCCUAGAUUCUUCUGAGGGUCACUUGGAGAGCAAUGAGGGUGAUCCUGAUUUACUAGUUUUCAUACCAUUUACCUCUGAUGUUAAAAUCAAGAGCAUUUCAAUAAUUGGUGGGGCAGAUGGAACAAGUCCUUCCAAGAUGAGGGCGUUCAUUAAUCGAGAAGGUAUUGACUUUUCUGAUGCUCAAAGCAUGCAACCUAUUCAGGAGUGGGACUUGGUGGAGAAUUUACAAGGAGUUUUGGAGUACCAGACAAAAUAUUCUAGAUUCCAGGGCGUGGGAAGUCUCACUCUGCAUUUUCCCGAAAAUUUUGGUGGUGAUGUGACUCAGAUACAUUACAUUGGCUUAAAGGGUGAAGCCACACAGUUGAAGAGGGAUGUUGUUGCAACCAUCGUGUAUGAACUUACGCCCAAUCCUUCUGACCACAAGACGAAGGCUGAAGGUGGUGGUGGCCUCUCACGCAUCGAAUGAAGAUUAUGCAAACAUCAGCCGGUGUUGGAAUGCAUCGCUCGUGUACAUGCGCGGCCUGUAGUUUACUUAACCGCCUUGGUACUUUUGUGUGCACUGGGAAUGCCCUUUUAAGCUUUGUGUUCUACUAAGGAUUGCUUUUCCCCCUUAGUGAAUCAAAUGCUGUUUGCUCGAGAAAAUGUAACUUCCUUGCAGAGGUCUAUCUGUUUUAGUGUCAGUUUGAACCACAACUAAUUUGAUGUUGGCCCAUGUUAGCUAUGGUAAUGAUUGAUCUCUGUCACAAAGUGAGGAAGAUUAUUAUGCA